Molecule: messenger RNA, 1459 nt
Organism: Cannabis sativa
Lineage: Eukaryota; Viridiplantae; Streptophyta; Magnoliopsida; Rosales; Cannabaceae
Product: geranylpyrophosphate:olivetolate geranyltransferase, chloroplastic-like
Exons: 10
Coding region: 112-1299 (395 amino acids)
Cellular component (GO): membrane
Molecular function (GO): transferase activity, transferring alkyl or aryl (other than methyl) groups
Source: RefSeq, a predicted model, not a curated record
AAAAAUUGUUUUACUAUAAAUCUUGUUAAUUUUUCAUUAUUGAUAUCACUAUGUUAUUCUAACCCUUUCUUUCCCUCAUUUUUUCUUAAUAUUCAAUCAAUAAUAAUCUUCAUGGGACUCUCAUCAGUUUGUACCUUUUCAUUUCAAACUAAUUACCAUACUUUAUUAAAUCCUCACAAUAAUAAUCCCAAAACCUCAUUAUUAUGUUAUCGACACCCUAAAACACCAAUUAAAUACUCUUACAAUAAUUUUCCCUCUAAACAUUGCUCCACCAAGAGUUUUCAUCUACAAAACAAAUGCUCAGAAUCAUUAUCAAUCGCAAAAAAUUCCAUUAGGGCAGCUACUACAAAUCAAACUGAGCCUCCAGAAUCUGAUAAUCAUUCAGUAGCAACUAAAAUUUUAAACUUUGGGAAGGCAUGUUGGAAACUUCAAAGACCAUAUACAAUCAUAGCAUUUACUUCAUGCGCUUGUGGAUUGUUUGGGAAAGAGUUGUUGCAUAACACAAAUUUAAUAAGUUGGUCUCUCAUGUUCAAGGCAUUCUUUUUUUUGGUGGCUGUAUUAUGCAUUGCUUCUUUUACAACUACCAUCAAUCAGAUUUACGAUCUUCACAUUGACAGAAUAAACAAGCCUGAUCUACCACUAGCUUCAGGGGAAAUAUCAGUAAACACAGCUUGGAUUAUGAGCAUAAUUGUGGCACUGUUUGGAUUGAUAAUAACUAUAAAAAUGAAGGGUGGACCACUCUAUAUAUUUGGCUACUGUUUUGGUAUUUUUGGUGGGAUUGUCUAUUCUGUUCCACCAUUUAGAUGGAAGCAAAAUCCUUCCACUGCAUUUCUUCUCAAUUUCCUGGCCCAUAUUAUUACAAAUUUCACAUUUUAUUAUGCCAGCAGAGCAGCUCUUGGCCUACCAUUUGAGUUGAGGCCUUCUUUUACUUUCCUGCUAGCAUUUAUGAAAUCAAUGGGUUCAGCUUUAGCUUUAAUCAAAGAUGCUUCAGACGUUGAAGGCGACACUAAAUUUGGCAUAUCAACCUUGGCAAGUAAAUAUGGUUCCAGAAACUUGACAUUAUUUUGUUCUGGAAUUGUUCUCCUAUCCUAUGUGGCUGCUAUACUUGCUGGGAUUAUCUGGCCCCAGGCUUUCAACAGUAACGUAAUGUUACUUUCUCAUGCAAUCUUAGCAUUUUGGUUAAUCCUCCAGACUCGAGAUUUUGCGUUAACAAAUUACGACCCGGAAGCAGGCAGAAGAUUUUACGAGUUCAUGUGGAAGCUUUAUUAUGCUGAAUAUUUAGUAUAUGUUUUCAUAUAAUUAAGACACAUUAGGUGUCCAACACAUUAUAUUAUUUAUAGCUAAAUAUUCGUAUAAUUUAGUGGUGGAUCUUACCUAUUUAAAUUUAAAUGUAUGCAUUAUUUGUUUACAGCAAAAAUAAUAUAAUAAUAUAGUGUAAGACACUAAAUUUUAUUUAAAA